GGGAACUUGAAGGAUUGCCUACGAGUUAUAAUUUCGAAAAAGAAGCAAGAUUGAGGAGAGCGCCUGUUUUAGGCGCGUCUCGCCAGCCGUAUUGCAGCCAGUCGCCUCCCACUAAGACGAAUGGAAAGGGUCGGAGGUUAUUGAGCCAAGAAGAGAAAAAAAAUACACCACGUGUGUUAGCAGCAGCAGUAGAGCCGGCUCCGUCCUUCUUUCCAUCCGUGUCGAGCUUUCAGCUUCUGUCAGAAUCGCUGAACCUGCUUUCCGGUUCGGCAAGGUGGGGAGGGGGGCGCAAAACGCUGAGCAGGAGCGAUGGUGAGCAAAACGGACGAGACCUCGCCGGUGGCUGUCGACACCAGAGAAAGCAAAGAGUUAGAAAAUGACAUUGGAAGGGAGGCGUGUGACUGUGCCCACUCGUCAGGCAUGCCAUUGGUCAAUGGAGAUGAUAGGCUCAAUCAUUCCGAGGUGGAAAACCAUAAAGAGAAGGAAGAUGGUGAGCCUCGCAUUGACGACGGGAAUGAGCAGGAAGUAAUAGUCAUCCAAGACACUGGCUUCACUGUCAAGAUACAUGUUCCUGGGAUAGAACCGUUUGAUCUGCAGGUUUCUCCACAGGAGAUGGUGCAGGAAAUCCAUCAGGUCCUUAUGGACAGAGAGGACACCUGCCAUCGCACAUGCUUCUCUCUACAGCUGGAUGGAAAUGUUCUGGACAACUUCUCUGAACUGAAAUCUAUAGAAGGCCUGCAGGAAGGUUCCAAUCUGAAAGUAGUUGAAGAGCCUUAUACAGUCCGCGAAGCUCGGAUACACGUGCGGCACAUCCGAGAUCUCCUGAAGAGCUUGGACCCGUCGGAUUCCUACAAUGGUGUAGACUGCAAUUCCCUAUCAUUCCUGAGUUUGUUCACCGAGGGUGAUUUGGGAGAAAGUGGCAAGCGCAAGAGGAAGGGCUCCGAACUGGAGCAGAUCGACUGCACGCCCCCUGAGCAUAUCCUCCCUGGCAGCAAGGAGAGGCCUUUGCUCUCCCUCCAACCUCAGACCAAGGACGCAAAGCCUCUACAGUGUCUGAAAGUGUUAACAAUGAGUGGCUGGAAUCCUCCACCAGGUAACCGUAAGAUGCAUGGUGAUCUGAUGUACCUGUACGUAGUUACAAUGGAGGAUCGGCACGUCAGUAUCACUGCUUCAACUCGAGGCUUCUAUGUAAAUCAGUCAACAGCCUACAGCUUCAACCCCAAGCCAGCUAACCCCAGCUUCCUUAGCCAUUCCCUGGUGGAAUUGCUGAGCCAGAUCAGUCCUACUUUCAAAAAGAAUUUUGCGGCCUUACAGAAGAAAAGGGUUCAGCGACACCCAUUUGAGAGGAUAGCGACCCCUUUCCAGGUGUACAGCUGGACUGCACCCACAGUGGAGCACGCCAUGGAUUGUGUUCGUGCAGAAGACGCGUAUACUUCACGUUUGGGAUAUGAGGAACACAUACCAGGACAGACAAGGGACUGGAAUGAAGAAUUACAAACUACCAGAGAGCUCCCCCGCAAGAACCUUCCAGAAAGACUCCUCCGCGAGCGUGCCAUUUUCAAGGUGCACAGUGACUUUGCGGCAGCUGCCACACGGGGUGCAAUGGCAGUGAUCGAUGGAAAUGUCAUGGCCAUCAAUCCAGGGGAAGAAACAAAAAUGCAGAUGUUUAUUUGGAACAACAUCUUCUUCAGCCUGGGCUUCGAUGUCCGCGACCAUUACAAGGACUUUGGUGGGGACAACGCAGCCUACGUGGCUCCCACCAACGACCUGAAUGGGGUCCGGGCUUAUAACACAGUCGAUGUAGAAGGGCUUUAUACUUUGGGGACUGUGGUUGUAGACUACAGGGGUUACAGGGUGACCGCACAGUCGAUCAUUCCCGGUAUUCUGGAGCGGGAGCAGGAACAGAGUGUUAUAUAUGGGUCCAUUGACUUUGGUAAAACCGUGGUAUCUCACCUCAAAUACCUAGAGUUGUUGGAGAAGACAGCAAGACCUCUCAAGAUCCAGAAGCACUAUGUACUUAAUGACAAGAAUGAGAAAGUGGAGCUCUGCUCCUCUGUUGAGUGCAAAGGUAUUAUUGGGAAUGACAGCCGCCAUUACAUCCUGGACUUACUGCGCACUUUCCCACCAGACUUGAAUUUCCUCCCUGUGGAAGGUGAAGAGCUCCCAGAGGAAUGCAGCAAGUUGGGCUUUCCAAAGGAACACAGGCAUAGGCUGUCCUGUCUGAGGCAGGAGCUCAUUGAAGCCUUUGUUGAACACAGGUAUCUUGUUUUCAUGAAGCUGGCUGCUUUGCAGCUAAUGCAACAGAAGACCAGCAAGCAAGAGAAGGAUUGUACUACUGUGACUGAGAAUGGCAGCUCUUCUCCAACCGAGGCUGUGGAAAGCAAGAAACCUGCGUCUGAAGAUGGUAAGGCUGAGGAAAACCUUUCUGGAUUAGAUCAAGCUAGAGACCUUGCAGAGUCCGUUGCAUCAGAAGACAGAACAGUUGACCCGAAGAGUAGGGAGGUCAUUCUGAAUGCCUGCAAAGCGGUUGGCUCUGUCAGCAAUACAUCUUUCAAUAUUCGCUUCAACCCAGAUAUAUUUUCACCAGGGGUCCGUUUCCCUGAUCCUAACAGUGAAGAACUCCAAAAGCAGAAGCAGUUGUUGAAAGAUGCCGCUGCCUUUCUUGUUUCCUGCCAGAUUCCUUCUUUGAUAAAAGACUGUGCUGAUCACACUGUCCUUCCGAUGGAUGGCGCUACGUUGGCAGAAGCUAUGCAUCAGCGGGGCAUCAACAUCCGUUACCUGGCUAAAAUAGUUGAGUUUGUUUCGAAGAGUCCUGCUCGACUGCAGUUGGACCACAUUUAUAAACUUGGAGUGACUGAAUUAAUUACCCGAUCUGCUAAACAUAUCUUCAAAAUAUAUCUUCAGGGAGUGGAGCUCUCUGGCCUGUCUGUCGCCAUAAGCCAUUUCCUCAACUGCUUCCUCAGUUCCUUCCCAAACCCCAUUGCGCACCUCCCAAUGGAUGAACUUGUCUCAAAGAAGAAGAGGAACAAGAGGAAACCACGGCACCUGGGAAAUGCUGAUAACACGACCUGGGCCAGCACGACCCCUCAGGAACUCUGGAAGAGCAUCAGUAGUGAGACUAAGAACUACUUCACCUUCAGCAUAGACUGUGAGAGUGUGGAUCAGGCUGUGGAGAAGUAUGGCCUUCAGAAGAUCAGCCUCUUGAGAGAAAUCUGCGUGAAGUCAGGUAUACAGAUCCUUCUGAAAGAGUACAACUUCGACAGUCGUCACCGGCCCACCUUUACAGAGGAGGAUAUCCUCAAUAUUUUUCCAGUUGUUAAACAUGUCAAUCCCAAAGCAUCUGAUGCCUUCCAUUUCUUCCAAAGUGGACAAGCUAAAGUCCAACAAGGAUUCUUAAAAGAGGGCUGUGAGCUCAUCAAUGAGGCCUUAAACCUUUUCAAUAAUGUAUAUGGAGCAAUGCACGUGGAAAUCUGUGCAUGCCUGAGGCUACUAGCUCGGCUUAAUUACAUCAUGGGUGACUAUAAUGAGGCCUUGAGUAACCAGCAGAAGGCAGUGCUGAUGAGCGAACGAUCACUGGGCGUCGAUCAUCCCAACACAAUCCAGGAAUAUAUGCACCUUGCACUGUACUGCUUUGCAAAUGGUCAACUAUCAACAGCCUUAAAAUUACUGUAUCGAUCCCGCUAUCUCCUGCUCUUGGUGUACGGUGAGGAUCAUCCAGAAAUGGCUCUGUUGGAUAGUAAUAUUGGCCUUGUGUUACAUGGUGUGAUGGAGUAUGAUCUCGCUCUAAGGUUCCUGGAGAAUGCUCUGACAAUCAAUGGCAAAUACCAUGGAGCAAAAUCCCUCAAAGUUGCCUUGAGCCACCAUCUGGUAGCGCGAGUCUAUGAAAGCAAAGCCGAGUUUCGAUCAGCUCUGCAGCACGAGAAAGAUGGUUAUACCAUCUACAAAAACCAGCUGGGUGAGAAUCACGAAAAGACCAAAGAAAGUUCUGAGUAUUUGAAGUAUCUCACGCAACAAGCUGUGGCUCUCCAACGUACCAUGAAUGAGAUUUACAAGAAUGGAUCCAAUGCCAGCAUCCUCCCACUCAAGUUCACAGCACCUUCCAUGGCAACUAUAUUGGAACAGCUCAACGUUAUCAAUGGCAUUCUCUUCAUUCCCCUCAGCCAAAAAGACUUGGAGAAUCUGAAGGCUGAGGUCCAGCGUCGUCAGCAACUACAAGAAGCAGGGAAGGGUGCAGUGCAAGAAGAUACCAGAGAUGAGACUGAACCAGUUCACGGGGUGAAGACCCAAACUUCUGUUGAGUCAUCCACAGAACAGACAUCAGCAUAAAUGUCUGUUUCUUCAGAAGUUUCCAGGAACUGUUGCCUGUUUAAACCUGGGCAGGUUUUCCAGGCUGUGGGAGACUUGUUGCAAUAAACUUUAUCUCUUGCGUGCGCACAGAAAGAAAUGCACUGGGACAUAGAAAUGUGUUGCGUUUACCAUUUCUUUUUUUUAAAAAGAAAAAAGGAAUAUCCUGCCAUUAGCAGAUCCGAAUAAAAUCGAAGCCUUAGCAGUGGCAUUGACUGCAUAACGUGUUUUUUUAAAAAACUAUUUAAAAGAGACUAGGUGUUUGAAAACAGUCACUUGUAAAGUUAAACAACUCAGCUUGUACAGUCAGUAAAAAAAAUCAACUAUUUGUAACGUACAUGUGUAAUAGUUUAAACAAAACUGUACAGAUGACAAAUUCCAAAUGAAUGAAUAUUGAAACACUUAAAAUACUCAGGUCGUUAUAUGCUGUUUGAGGGCACCAACUGAAAAACAAAUUGCAACUUUGAUGUCCAGAACUAAUCAUUUCAACUUAGAAACUAACUAAAAUAGUUAUUUGCCCUAAUCAACACAGACUAGAUUUAGCUACAAAUCAGUCGCUAGUCAAGUGGUGAAACCUGUACACCGUUGUGAAGAUGUACAGAUACAACUGAGUUGAGUUUUCGUGUCGAUUUCCAGUUCAAACUGUUUUAGAACCUGGUAACUUUCCCUCACGGAAACUGUCAAAUAUUUGGAAUUUGUGUGUUUGCCAUUGGUGAUGGGAAUUGUCUUUUCUUAAACCCUACACAUUUCCUAGUUCUUUUCAAAUUAGAAUUGGAAAUGUCUUUAAGCCUAUAAGGAAUGGGUGGAGGAAACGUGUAUUUUUUUUUGCUGUGAGCAGCAGUGUGACACGUUUCACAGUUGAAUCUGAAGGGCGGUGGGAUUUUUAGUGCAUUUAAAACAUGUGCGAUGAAUGUGCAUUGCACAGUGCACUCACGGCAAAACCUUUUUUGUUCCGGUGAAUGACUGUGACCAAGAGAGAUGAUAUUAAUUUUUUUAAAAAUGGCUAACCCGUAAGCUGUGUAUGUAUGUUGUGGUACUGACAAGACAAAAAGAUACAUUUAUGAAAUGAAAUGAGUGCUAUAUAGUAUAUUCUCGAAUCGUAUAAUCGUAUUUCAUGUGAUGUGAUAAUGGAAUCAUUACACAGUAAAUUCCUUCCAUUUAAGGAUCUGUAAUAAAUAUUGGAGUAAGCUGA
This is a messenger RNA of Stegostoma tigrinum, 5536 nucleotides long. It is a transcript of the gene cluha, whose product is annotated as clustered mitochondria (cluA/CLU1) homolog a. Gene Ontology annotation, cellular component: cytoplasm. The transcript is spliced from 26 exons. The coding region runs from base 310 to 4326 and encodes 1338 amino acids. Gene Ontology annotation, biological process: intracellular distribution of mitochondria. Lineage: Eukaryota; Metazoa; Chordata; Chondrichthyes; Orectolobiformes; Stegostomatidae. The record is from RefSeq and is a predicted model, not a curated record. Gene Ontology annotation, molecular function: protein binding; mRNA binding.